AUGUCCGCCAUGACUCCAGAGAAGACCGGCCUGAUCACCUUGCGUGGAUCCACGGACACCGUGGUGGAGUUCUUCGGCUACGCCAUCAACAGCAUUCUGUACCAGCGUGGGGUCUACCCACCAGAGAACUUCACUUCGGUGGCCAAGUACGGAUUGUCGAUCCUCGUGACCAAAGACAAAGGCCUGCAGGAGUACCUGGGCGAGGUCCUGAAGCAGCUGCGGGGCUGGAUGAUGGUGAGCCAAGUCAAAAAGCUGGUUGUUGUCGUGGCGUCGCAGGUGACGGAGGAGACCCUCGAGCGCUGGACGUUCGAUGUGCAGGUGAACGAUGGUGCCACCACCGCGUUGGCAAUCCCACAAACGCAGGCUGACAAGGUCCGGGAGCAGAAGGAGAUACAGGUCACUGCGACUGUCUUCGUGGUCCAAACACGCCAGUUUCCACGGCCGACUACGCAGUACUUUGGGCUUAAGCUGGAGGGUUUUAGAGGUAUGCUGAGACAUGCCGCCAUGCGGCGCGUGUGCCCAUCAUCGACUUGUGCUCUGUCGCAGAGAAGCGUGGGCAGCGCUGGUCUGCCGUUAGCGAGACUGCACUUCCUGACCCCGUUCAGAACGUUCUAUGGCGGUCCUUCUCCGCGCUGGCCAGCCGCAGGCUACGCUGCCACGUCCCUCGUCGGCCAAAGGCGGUGGAGUUCGGCGAUGCCCGGUGGCUGCCUGGAGAACUACCUGCAGCUCAAGGCUUCAGGCGACAUUCAGGAAGACCCCCGCCAGGAAGUCUGCAUGAAGAUGCUCGACGACCUCGCGAAGGACUUGAUGAGCUAUUCCCCCAAGAUGACCCGGGCUGCCAAGCCCACCGGGCCGGCCCCCAGUUCCUCCGGUGGUGGUGGCGGCUUCUUCGGAGGCCUUUUUGGAGGAAAAGCCAAGCCAGCAGCCAAGGCUCCUGCACCCAAGGCCGAGGUCUCGCUUAAGCCGGCACCCGGCCAGAGAGGGCUGUACUUGUGGGGAGGCACAGGAACUGGCAAGACCUUCAUGAUGAAUAUGUUCUACGACAAAAUCAAUGUGAAGGAGAAGAAGCGAAUCCAUUUCCACGAGUGGAUGAUUGACGUGCACACAAGGCUGCACAAGAAGCAAAAGGGCAGCAGUGCGAACAGGGACAACACUGCCGACGAUUUGGUGGAACAGGUGGCAACGGACAUGAUGAGGGAGGGCUGGCUGCUUUGCUUCGACGAGUUUCAGGUGACACACAUUAGCGAUGCUAUCAUCAUGAAGCGCAUCUUCUCUGUGCUCUUCGAGCUGGGGGCCGUCGUCGUGGCAACUUCCAACCGCCCUCCACAGGACCUGUACCUGAACGGUCUCAAUCGCCCUCUUUUCCUGCCUUUCAUUCCCAUGCUUGAAGACUUUUGCAAAGUACAUGACAUCGGUGCAGAGGUGGACUACCGAAUGACCUCCACGCGCGAUGGGGAGGACGACCGAGUUUACAUUACCCCGAAUGGAUCUGCCGAGCAGAAAAUCCUGGAGUAUAAGUUUGCCAAGAUAUGCCAGGGCAAGUUCCGCACCGGUGCACAGGUGGAGGCCCAGGGGCGCAAGGUCCUUGUGCCCCGCUGUGCAGAGAUGUCCGACGUAGCUUGGUUUGACUUUUCCGACUUGUGCAACAAGGCUCUAGGAGCAGCAGACUAUCUGGCCAUCGGGCAUGCUUUCCAUACAGUGUUCUUGGCAAACAUCCCCAAACUAACCAUGCAAGAGCGCGAUCAAGUGCGACGCUUCAUCACUCUCAUCGACUCUCUUUAUGAGUGUCAUACCAAAGUGGUCUGCACAGCAGAGCUCGAUCCGAUCCCGUUGUUCUACGUCUCUGAGGAGGAGCGAAAAACUUCAAUUGCAGAUGAGAUUUUCGCUUGGGAUCGCACGGUUAGCCGGCUCAUGGAGAUGCAGUCCACCACCUACCUGAGUGCAGCCUCCCGGUCCCUCAGCAGCGAGCAGUUCCUUGGGCAGUACAAGCUCAAGAGCCUUUCGGACGAGGACUUCAAGGAAAUGUGGAGGCGCUAUGACCAAGAUGACAGCGGCCACUUGGACAUGGACGAGCUCCGGCUCUUCUUGGAGGAUCUUUUGGAGAAGCAGCAGGGACAUCGGAAUCUUUCCGACGAGUUGUUCGAGAUUUGCCGCGAAGCUAUCGAUGCAAAUGCCGAUGGCGAAGUGAGCUUCGAAGAGUUUCAGGAUUAUUUGUCUGACUACUCAACGAUCGAGUCUGCACUCGGCGGCACAGUGGUGCUCCGGAAGAGGCCAUGCCUGAGCAAGCGCAUAACUUCAAGAAUCCUGGCUCCCAAGGAAAAGCCGGUCACCAACCGCAUCACACCUUUCGGCAAGCAGGACACCGCAACUGAGCUUCAAGACCAGGCUUCGAAGAGCCAGGACACGUUGGUUGAUGCCGUAGAGACGGCCGAAGUGGCUGAGAUCAAGCGGGCUGUGUUCCGCGCGCUGACACGGCUGCGUGCUGCCACCAUCAAGGAGUUCGACACAAUUGCACGUCUUGAAACCCAGUCGAUCGACGCCUACAACGAUGCGCACCACUACCGCUCGGAGAACCCCCUGGCGCACCUUCACGAGGACGAGGCGCCGGUGCAGACGGACAAGCUGAAGCAGGGGGCUCGGCGCCCCGGCCGCCAAGACCUCACGGACACCGACGUGCCCGAGAAGGGGUCCAAGGAUACGCUUCGCUGUGGGCGGCGGGCUUCCAGAUGUGCUGCAGUCUUGCGGCAAGGUGUGAAGAGGCGCUUCGGCCAACUUCAGGACGAGGAAGAUGUCCAGAUGGUGGAUCUUGCUGAUGAAGGCAAGAGCCACUUCCUGACAGACUCAGAUUCGCCUCAUACGCCGACUCCACGCUCAGUCAGCCUGGAGGUACGCUCCUCGGGUCGCAGCGUCAUCUUCGUCAGGAAUCGAAACUCCAAGCUUCCUCCUUUAUCGCCUUCCUGCGGCGCCUACCAGGGAGACGAGGACUAUGCUCUCUUUUUCGGGGAGCACUUCGAUCACCUGUGCAAGGGAGAGGCCAGGAUGCUGCAGCAGCCGGCGCACUUCGAUUAUGCUCCGAUCAUUCCGAAUGACCAGGACCAACUGAGAUUUUUAAGCUUACUGGGCUCUAGGCUUGCAGAAAUCAUGGCCUCUUCAGCUGUGCAAAACAGGAUCGAGUUAUGA
Molecule: messenger RNA, 3180 nt
Organism: Symbiodinium sp. CCMP2456
Lineage: Eukaryota; Dinophyceae; Suessiales; Symbiodiniaceae
Source: the annotation of a GenBank genome assembly